Messenger RNA from Myxocyprinus asiaticus (Chinese sucker), 3771 nucleotides. RefSeq names its product ski oncogene-like. Gene Ontology annotation, molecular function: DNA-binding transcription factor activity, RNA polymerase II-specific; SMAD binding; RNA polymerase II cis-regulatory region sequence-specific DNA binding. Gene Ontology annotation, cellular component: nucleus. Gene Ontology annotation, biological process: negative regulation of BMP signaling pathway. The transcript is spliced from 7 exons. Lineage: Eukaryota; Metazoa; Chordata; Actinopteri; Cypriniformes; Catostomidae. Bases 444 to 2630 code for a protein of 728 amino acids. The record is from RefSeq and is a predicted model, not a curated record.
UCAUACUGAAUAGCAGGGGCAGAGGAGCGGAGGCGACGCGCCGUGUCCGGCUGCACCGAUCUCUACUCUCGCAAAAAAUACGGAUUUAAUGUGCGUGGAUUGUGUAUUUCACUGCUGAAUUUGAAGUGGGGGAUGUUCGGCUUCCCGUGGAAUACUUUUGUUACAACUUGCGCGCUUGUGUUUCUGUUAGCCUACAUUUGAGUUUUCUGUCCGCGCCUGUCUGUGGAUAUGGACAGAAGAGAGCGCGCUGCUGAAGGCAAGCCGGUCUGAUUUGGGGAAUCGGGGGGGUGGGAAACAUAUAGAAUUAAUGGAUGUUUGAUGAAGCCCUUUGCGCCUUAUUGUGCUUAUUUUCAGAGACUUGGAAUUAGAGACGAGGAACGAGGACCUUUGAGUUGUUUCUCUAACCAGACUCUCAGUUGUACUUUUAAAACGGUGCGUAAAACAUGGAAACGGUAACGCGACAGAGUUUCCAGCCUCACCCGGGACUGCAACAAACUCUCAAACAGUUCCACCUGAGUUCCAUGAGCUCUCUCGGAGGACCGGCCGCUUUUUCGGCCAGAUGGCAACACGAUCUGCUCUUCAAGAAGGACGGGAAAGACCUUCCGGAGUCCGUGCUGCACCCCCCGCCUAUGCAGCCUCCUCCGGUGAUGUCGGGGCCGCUCUUCAUCCCGUCCGACCGCUCCACCGAGAGGUGCGAGACGGUCCUGGAGGGCGAGACCAUCUCGUGCUUCGCGGUAGGCGGCGAGAAGCGCCUGUGCCUGCCGCAGAUUCUGAACACGGUGCUGCGGGACUUCUCGCUCCAGCAGAUCAACUCGGUGUGCGACGACCUGCACAUCUACUGCUCCCGGUGCACCGCCGACCAGCUAGAGAUCUUAAAAGUGAUGGGCAUCCUGCCGUUUUCCGCGCCGUCAUGCGGACUCAUCACCAAGACGGACGCGGAGCGCCUGUGCAACGCGCUCAUCUACGGGGGAACGUAUCCUCCACAGUGCAAGAAGCAUAUCUACGGCGGCUCCAUAGAGCUGGAACUCACCGAGAAGAGCUUCAAGAUCUACCACGAGUGCUUCGGGAAGUGUAAGGGGCUGUUCGUCCCAGAGCUCUACACGAGUCCCACCGCGCCCUGUAUCCAGUGCAUGGACUGCAGACUCAUGUACCCGACCCAUAAAUACGUGGUGCACAGUCACAAAUCGCUGGAGAACAGGACUUGCCAUUGGGGCUUUGACUCGGCCAACUGGAGGGCAUAUGUUCUUCUGAGUCCGGAUUACACGGGGAAAGAGGAGAAAGCGCGUCUGGAGCAGCUGCUUGAUGACAUUAAGGAGAAAUUUGAUUUCGCCAAUAAAUAUAAGCGGAAAGCAUCAAGGGCGUCUGAUCCCAUUCCUGCCAAGAAGUCCAAACACAAUGACUUUCCAGCACAGUUGCCCUCAGGAGACAAAGACAAGCAACCUGAUUGGCUACGGUCCCUGUCUGCAUCAGCCAAUAAGGGGAUCAACUGUAUCCAGCCCAGGCAGAGACCCUCUGCAUUCAGGCCAUGGUCUCCGAACAUCUCUGUAAGCGACAAGGAGGGAGUCAGCAGACAUGCGAACAUGUUACGUGACAGCAUCUACAACUACAAAAGUCUGGAGAGUGCCGUGGCCCCCAAUGUAGCUUUAACACCUCUCCAGAAAAGGGGACAGGCAUCUCCUUCUGCCCCCAGCACCUCACACCCGAAAGGGGCAGAGAGCGAAGGUGCCAGCCAUGGGAGGAAGAGGAAGCUGACUGGAGAGACGCACCUUAGCCCACAGCCCUGCCCCUCGGCCACGGCCAGCAAGCCCCUGCCGCUCCCUCAGGAGGAGCGGGAAUCAGACGUGGAGGUGGAAGUGGACAGCCGUGAAGAAUUGACAUCAUCACUUUCCUCCCUCUCCUCCCCAUCUUUUACAUCCUCGAGCUCUGCUAAAGACUUGAGCUCUCCCUCUGGCCCUGGUGCCCCCGUAUCAGCAGUGCUGACGCCAGCCAGUGGGGCCCCUGAAGGCCCCCUGGUGUCUGGUGUGGAGGGGCACGCCAUGAUGAACCUGGAGUCAGAGCUGGAGACGCUAAGACAGGCACUGGACAGCGGCCUGGACUCAAAAGAGUCAAAGGAGAAGUUUCUGCAUGAAAUAGUGAAGAUGAGGGUUAAACAGGAAGAGAAGCUUGGAUCCGCCCUGCAGGCCAAACGGAGCCUCCAGCAGGAGCUGGAGUUUUUACGUGUUGCUAAGAAAGAGAAGCUACGCGAGGCGACCGAGGCAAAGAGAAACCUGCGGAAGGAGAUUGAACGUCUGCGUGCCGAAUGCGAGAGGAAAAUGAGGGAGGCCAACGAGUCACGUAUACGGCUGAAGAGAGAACUUGAGCAGGCCAGACAGUUGCGAGUGUGCGACAAGGGCUGUGAAGCUGGCCGCCUGCGAGCCAAGUACUCCACUCAGAUUGAGGACCUGCAGGUUAAGCUGCAGCAUGCAGAAACCGACCGAGAGCAGCUGAGAGCCGAACUGAUGCAGGAACGGGACGCACGGGAGCACCUGGAAAGAGUGGUAAAGGAGCUACAGGAACAACUCUGGCCUAAAAGCUCCAGCAAGAAUGGCACAGAUGCAGCACCCCCACCUGCCAAAGACUCCAACAACUAACCUUGUCUUUAUCUCUUGACCCCGCCCAAUCCACAUCAACACCGCCCUGAUCAACAGCACCUACCGCCCAAUCACGUCAACCAGCAUGCGGGUAAGCACCACCCAUCUGCUCCAAGCCAGCACAAAAUUGGAGCCAAUCGGAGGUAUCCUGAACUUAACACAUAAAAAAUGUGUUGCUCUAAGAGCACUGAAAUGCACCUCGUCUCCAAUCGAAAAUAACAAGUAUAAAAUGCAAAAAGUCGAUUAUGGAAAGGAAGAAUACAAUAGCACAAAUGCUAACUGUGCCUGAAACUGAAUAUGUUUUAAAACAAAGACUUUUCUACGACAUAAAAUUCCAUAAAUUGGUGAUAGCGGUUAAACAUUUUACACAGCAGUUUUUAAGAUGACCUUUAAAGGAUGCUCUCUGCCCUAUGUUGUUGUCUGAGAGAAAAGGACUCGUCAUCCCAUCUGAAAUUCCUGUUUCCUUUUGUCCCCUCACUCGCCUUGGGGAAGUACGUUACAAAAAAAUUAACUUUGUAAUAAGCUAUUUAAGAGACUUCAUAGUGAGUGCGUAUGAAACUAAAAAACUUUCUUCUGCAAACUAUCAGAGCCUCAAAUUUCUCUUCUUUUACAAGUCAAGAAAAAGAAAAAAGAAUUCUCUCUUAUGUCAUGCUGGUUAAAGAAGCCAUUGUUUGAUAUGGAGACAAAUAGUUACACAAAACCACACACUUAUCUAUGUAAGAGAAAUACUGGGUAGGAGAAUGCUGAAGGGCCAAGGAGUAAUUUUUCGGGGAGAGAUAUUUGUAUUCAAGUGAGUGUUAUGAUCAAGCUAUGAGCACUUUCUUUAAAUGACUAACAAAUUCUCCCCCUCACAAGCUAUAGUGUGUGUGUGUACAGACGACUAGACAGAUACGCCACGCACAUUAACACACAUGUGCACACCCAAACAUAAACACAUGCUUGAUGUUACUGUUUGUGUGCGUUGUGGGUCAUUUAAUGAGUUUGGGGUCUGUGUGGCAUUGGCGGUUUGUGGCUCUGUAAGGGUUGUGAGGGUUUGGGUUUGUUCUUGCUAUGACCACAGCUCAAACACAAACACUCAUACAGUGCUUAUCUGUGGGCUUAGGUGAUGAGAAUUGGCCCGGCUCAAGAUCAUGGAUAAAAA